Messenger RNA from Oncorhynchus gorbuscha (pink salmon), 4509 nucleotides. Its product is annotated as transcriptional repressor p66-alpha-like. Lineage: Eukaryota; Metazoa; Chordata; Actinopteri; Salmoniformes; Salmonidae. Gene Ontology annotation, biological process: negative regulation of transcription by RNA polymerase II. The coding region runs from base 153 to 2159 and encodes 668 amino acids. Gene Ontology annotation, cellular component: NuRD complex. The transcript has 11 exons. Gene Ontology annotation, molecular function: sequence-specific DNA binding; zinc ion binding. The record is from RefSeq and is a predicted model, not a curated record.
UUAUUUGGCAACCGGAGUGGCAGCGGGCAGGGUUGAAGAGGGGAUCCCCGGGAUCGUUUUUUUUUUUUUUUUCUUUCUUCAUCGAAUUACAGGAGUAAAUAGUCUGUCAAAACAAGUGAAAAGCGUUACAGCGACACCUCUUAUCCGCAGUGAUGUCGGAGGAGGCGGUGCGUCAGACGCGCAGCCGGAAGCGGGCCCUGGAGAGGGAUGUGGUUGCCCCUGGCAGCCCUGGAUGGGAGCUGGACAGUAAGAAGGUAAAGCUGGAGAACUGUGACCUGCUACCUGCAGCAGAUGGACCUAUAGCUCUAGUGGCUGUGGGUGGAGGAGGAGAUGUGGUGAGGACUGAGCAGACAGCCAAGGUGGCCAGCAUGAGCAUCCUGAAGACCGGUGAGGUUAAGGCUACCAUCAAAGUGGAGGUGCAGACCGGGGACAGGCCUGUAGAUAUGAGCACAUCCAAGAGUGAUGUAAAGAAAGAGAGGCAGCCCCUGUCACCAAACAAUGAUGUCAUAGUGCUGUCAGACAACGAGCUGUCCAUCCCCGUCGUGAACGGCCUGAACUACUACAGAAAGACAGACACUGACCUGCUCAGGAAGAGCAGCCCAGAUGAGAGGGAGUGCAUCAUCAAACAGUUGAAGGAGGAGCUGAGACUCCAGGAGGCCAAGCUGGUGCUGCUGAAGAAACUACGACACAGCCAGAUCCAGAAGGAGAGCACUGUACAGAAGCCAACCUCUGGCUCUGUGGCUACUCCUCCACCGCUGGUCAGAGGCAGCAUCGCAUCAGGCAAAGGACCACUACAGGUGUCGUCAGGCCGUAGCUCAGGCAUAGUGAUCCCUCCUCCAUUAGUCCGGGGUGGGCAGCACGUCCCGUCCAAACUGAACUCUCAGACUGUCAUGCCACCCCUCGUCAGAGGGGCACAGCCCAUUGCGGUGUCUCCCCAGCAGAUCGCGUCCUUGCGGCAGCAGCAGCACUCUGGGUCGGCCCCCCCUCCCCUGCUGCUGGCCCCCAGGGCCUCGGUCCCCAACGUCCAGGUGCAGGGUCAGAGGGUCAUCCAGCAGGGCCUUAUCAGGGUGGCCAAUGUCCCCAACACCAACGUCCUGGUCAACAUACCACAGGGCUCUCAGAAGGGCUCAUCUGUGACGUCUCAGGCCGCGAUGGGCAGUGGCGUGUCCACGGUCCAGGCCAACGAGUCCCCGGCUGCUCGCCAGGCGGCCGCCAAGCUGGCGUUGCGUAAGCAGCUGGAGAAGACACUGCUGGAGAUCCCUCCUCCCAAACCUCCCUCGCCCGAGCGCAACUUCCUGCCGUCAGCAGCCAACAACGAGUUCAUCUACCUGAUGGGCCUGGAGGAGGUGGUGCAGAACCUGCUGGACACACUGGGACGGGGCAAGAAACAGGGUCAGUCAGUGGCCCCGGUGACCCCCAUCCCCAUGGAGCCGCACACCUGCGCCCAGUGCAAGACCGAUUUCACGUCGUGCUGGCGCUCUGAGAAGAGCGGCCCCGUCCUGUGCGACCAGUGCAUGUCGUCCAACCUCAAGAAGGCCCUAAAGGCGCAGCACACCAACCGUCUGAAGGCGGCUUUCGUCAAGGCCCUGCAGCAGGAGCAGGAAGUAGAGCAGCGGAUCCUCCAGCAGGCCGCCUCCCCAGUCUCCAAAAUGCCCUCUUCUUCCUCAAGGAUGAAGAGUGAGCAGCAGCAGCAUAUGCUGGUGUCUCAACAGUACAAGCAGGCGAGAGCCCAGCUCCAGCUCCAGCAGCAUAGAGGCACGCCUAUGGCCCGCCACCACUCCUCCAUCAAGCAGAGCUCUGGUCAGAUGUCCCGUAGUGUGCAGCAGGUGGUAGGGUCUCGCGGUGUCACUCACUCGUUCUCCACGUCCUCUCAGCAGCUGCAGAACGCUGUGACCGCAGCCUCGCUGGUCAGCAGGCCAGGUAAGCAUGCCAUGCGCCCGGUGCAGGGGACAAAGGGCAGCAGCAGUAACUCCUCGGCCAACCCCAACGCCUGGAGGAAGCAGACCACCGGGAACUCAGGUGUGACCAUGGGCUAUGUGAACCCCAGCCUGUCUGUCCACAAGACCACCACCUCAGCCAACCUGGAGCGCCAGAGAGAGUACCUCCUGGACAUGAUUCCCUCCCGCUCCAUCUCCCAGACAGCCAACACAUGGAAAUAACACCACCACUUAUUAUCAAUCUUAAUAAUAGUCAUUCUCAUGAUUAACCUAACAAUGGAAUCAUCUUGGGAAAACAACACCAGAUGAUUUACUCUGGAGUUAUGAAAUAAAAACAAUUCCCACCAUCUUCCUCUGAUGUCCGGAGUCUUCAGUUCCAUUGUGGAUUACUGGUGUUACUGGGACAGUACAGGGCUCUGAGAUACGCUACAUCCCAUGGGUCAAAGGGGUUGCAUGGACUUCAUCUCUCUCAAACAGUUUUGGUGCCCAUCUGCCCUGUCCUCCAUGGUCAGUUCUGAUCUUCACACAUUCACACUGAGAGGGAUGGAUGUCCCAGGCCAGAAGUAUCUUUGGCUCUGCAGGUGAUAGGACAGUUAACCCCCCCCUACCUGGAAGAGCCAGGACCGGGUCUCUCUCUGGCCUCACUGACUGACUGACUGAGACGAGAGGACCAUCCACGGAAUAUGAAAAUGGCUUCAGCUUUGCAAAAACAAAACAAUAAAAAGACUUGGGGGGGGGGAUCUAAACAUCUAUACAUAUAGACUGCUUAUUUUGAGUCGACAGUGGUGCAGAACUGAGGAGAAGCCUACAGUGUGUCUGGUUAUUUUGUAUGGUUGAAUGUUAGAUUCAUUUUAUUUUUUUCUGUAAAUCAUAUCCUGUGUCGAGAUUGUACUAUUUUGGAACUGGACUCAUGGAGGUCUGUGUUUGAAAGGUAACAUUACUCUUGAGGUGGUUUUACAUCUGAUAGUUUAGUGUAAACAUUUUUUUUAAACUUGUUUUCUAAGCUGAAAAAAACAUGAAGUAACUGACUUAAUACUGCAUGUACAAACACAGAACAUAUUGUGGGAGGACUAUUCUUGAAUAGUUUUGAAAAAAUGUUACCUUCCAAAGAAAUUGUUGCACCCAAAUGGAUCCCUUCUUUCUUCUGUUCUAACCCUCUGCGUUAAAAUAAAGACUGGAUGUGCUUGUUUUCCUGAAAUGCAAGAGAGGGGGAAGGGACGUGAUCUUAUGAAAUAAUUUUGCUUUUAGUCAUCGGUUGUGGUGCAUUACUUUUCUUCUAGGCAAAUGCCGUCUCUGGGUGUAGUUGUAGGGUCAUUAGUUAAGAUAUUGUUUACGCCCUCAGUUCCAAUGGAUCUCUACUCUAGAUUACAUGUGUCCAGCGGUUUCUACACGCCCACUCAUUGAUCUAAAAGGCUGGACAGCUUUCAGAAUGUAGUUAUGUGAAAACCUAGCAACAUUAUACUUUUAGUAUUUUAUUUUACAAAGGUGAGUGUAUGAGUUGUCACAUCCCUUAAUUAGUUAGCUAGUCCAUCUGGUGGAAAAGCCAGCGGUAUUUUACUUUUUAUAGGUGGUGCAAUACAGGGCGAGAAGCUGUUGAAAAAUGCACCAUGCUUACAAAGCUCCCUCAGAAGAAAUAAGAAGUGUCAGUAUAUGAGGGCUUGAUGUGGUUACGCUUCUGUAUCAAAACAUGCUUCAGAACUACACCACAGUUCAGUGGCCUAGUAGAAAUUCAUCAAAUGAUCAAACAAUGCUACAAUUUAGGUUGUAUCUCAAUGUCUUGUGCAGCCACAUUCAUGUUUCAUUUUUUUCCUAUAAAAUGUCCAUGCUUUCUCCUGAUAUGUUUUGAUAGCAGUGUGUGUGUCCUUAGACAAUACAGUCUUAAUUAAUUAAUACAUUUUCAUAUGAACACUGUUUUCUGUAACCUGACCACCUAUUAUCAUAAUUUUGUCACCUUGUUUUUUCAUAGCUGCCCCUAGAUCAGAUUUCAGAUGGAUUCAUUUGCUUGCAUCUCGAAUAACACCACAUUCUCCAUAUAGUGAACGACUUAAAGAGCUGUGAGUAAAAAGUGGUCAACUAUAUAGGGUGUAAUUUGGGAUUUGCCUGUUUUGUCAAUCUCUUGUAGCCCUGCUCUCAGAAACAUGAUGGCUGAUGGUGAUUGUCUUGGCCAGUGUUCCAGGGGUUAUAGCUAGAACGGCUACAGCUUAUUUGUCAAAUUGGCCAAAAAUGACUUCAUAGCAGGUUAGGAGAAUUAGGUUAAGGUUAGGAAAAGGAUUAGGGUUCGUGAAAAUACAAACUUUCGAUGUCAAUUUCACAUAAGCUGUAUCCAUCUAGCAAUGACCUGUUCCAGGCUGCUAGUGCAGCAGCCACUACUGUGCUGUCCUGAAUACUGCCUGCUGCAGUUCCACAACCAAACACCAUUCCGUUUUUACCAGGGGUGCUAGUACUGUUUAGACUAAAGCAUAGUACCUAACCCUGAAAACUUGUAUUUUUUCUUUCUUUACAAGAAAUGCUUCUAUUUGUUUUUGAUUGUUUUUUUCCUGUCAAGUAAUAAUAAAAAAUAAUUUUAAGCCCA